Talaromyces stipitatus ATCC 10500 is the source of this 1600-nucleotide messenger RNA. RefSeq lists its product as uncharacterized. The transcript has a single exon. The record is from RefSeq and is a predicted model, not a curated record. The annotation marks the transcript as partial. NCBI's taxonomy places the organism in Eukaryota, Fungi, Ascomycota, Eurotiomycetes, Eurotiales, Trichocomaceae.
AGGGCCAUUACGAGCGUGACUGUCAUAUUCGACAACAGCAACUAGACUCUGGCGCUGCAAAGCUUGACAGAGGUCGUGCCUACUUAGUUCAACAGCCAAGCAGUUUGCAACCUCCGCCUCAGCCCCAGCCUCUACUGGCUCCUCCACCUCCGCAGGCAAAUUUCGCCUCCUCCCAGUCUCAAAGCUCUGAGUCAAACGCUUACAGUUAUCCCUCUCAUCUUCUUACAAGAGCAUCCUACAUCAAUAGUGAGAUCCGACAACAAGACUAUCUCAGCUGGAUACUGGACUCCGGAGCUACACAGCAUUUCUGCAAUAGCAAAUUGGACCUUAAGGACUACAAGCAUUUCCUUGAACCUAGAGAGAUCUACCUUGGAGAUAAUACUACGAUCUAUGCAGAGGGAUCUGGUACUCAACAUCUUCAAGUUGGGCCUAAUAUUCUAGUCCUCAACGUCUGGUUCGUACCAAAAUUGGCAGAGAACCUGCUGUCCUUGCAGCUCCUUGAUCGAGCUGGCUACUCUACUCUCAUUGAAAAUGGCAUUGUCUACAUACGGCAGCAAGGCGACUCAAAUUCCGCAUGGUUUCAACUAGCCAACUCGAAGCAUGGAGACCUUUAUCGAAUGCAUAUAAGUCCCUCAUCUCUAGUGAAUGCCCCACGAGCUCUCCGUACAAGAGAAUUCAGUACACUCAGGUUAUGGCAUAAUCGCCUAGGCCACCGGAAAUUUCGAUCAGUGGAAGAUCUCAUGAACUUAUCUGUACCGCGUCAACUACCUACAUGCACAGCGUGCCUACAAGGUAAAAUGAAGGCAGAUUCCACCUUCCUGUGCUUGAACGUUGCAGCAAGUCAUUCGACCGCGUGCAUGCCGUCCUUAUCCCCUUGGACGGUAUCUCCCUUGGUGGAUCUAAGUAUAUGUUACUACUGGUCGAUGAUUACACUCGCUAUGCAUGGUGUUAUUUUGCCUCAAGCAAGAAUGUUCCUGCAAUAACGCCUCUCCUUCAAGGAUUCAUAAACCUGGUCCUGACUCAAUUUAAUGCUGUAAUUAAGUCAUGGCGAGCAGAUGGCGGUACCGGCGAAUUCAUAAACAGCAUGGUCAAGGAAAUAAAUUGCCAACAUGAAUACUUCACCAAAUUUCCACCUCUGGUGUCAAGCAACAGAAUGGUGUACUGGAACGACGAGUUCAGACGAUCAAGAAUAUGGGACGCUCUAUAAGAGCUGGUGCUGGUGUCUUAGAUGACUACCGACUACAAGCUGAGUCCCUGGCUACCUCGGUAUUUCUAACUAACAUCCUGCCAUCUACUACUCUAGGCAAUAUAUCCCCACACCUUCUUUUAUAUAAGAAGCAACCACCUCUUACUACCUUGAAACCCUGGGGAUGCCUCGUCUGGAUACACCUUCGAAAGGAGCACCGCAGCUCGAGCUCUGAUCCUCGCUGCAGGCCAGCCAUGAUGGUAGGCUAUAUACAAGACUCAAAGUCUAUUUAUAAAUGUCUUGAUCUUUAUACUUUGCAAACAAGCAAUCACUCUGAAAUCAUGUUUGAUGAAGACCUUUUCUCUGGUCCAUGGCCUAAACGCCCUGCCGGUUUUAUCAUGGCCAUCUAUAGAU